UGUUUGUUCGAUUUAUGUACCUUUCGAGAAACUCCUGGGGACGAAACCUUUUCUUGAACUUUACCCGUUCACUCUUAUCUGUCCGCUCUGGCUCUACAUGACAAGCGACCGACAAAAAGGGAAAGGAGACAAUGAGAGAGGGCAGUGAGGGGAGGGAAUCAGGUUACUGUAGCUAGCAGCUUCCCUCUGAAAAUGGGAUUCAAAAUUUUAUUACGGACUUUCCAUUUCUGCUGCGGGUCUCAUGGAGAGCACCUCGGUAGAUGAGGGGCUAAGUCGUCCCCAUCUCUCCAAUUCCAAAUUUGGCGGAAGGAUCCCCUAUUCUCCAACCUGCCGCCUUCUAAAUUUGGGAUGGUGCAGAGACAAGCCCACCAAAUGUGGCAUCCCACCACCACCACCACCCUCUUGCGUCAAGUCGUCGAAAUGAGGCGCUCAGGUUGCCAUAUUGAGAGACUUUCCUGUUUUGGAGGGCUUUGCCCUAUGAUCUUCAUCUUCUUCUUCGUGAAUUCAUGGAAAUGGAGCAUGCCCACCUUGCCAUUUCGAGAGAUUUCCCCGUUUUUGGAGGACUGAGUGGUUCACCCGAUUCUUGGUGGAAUCUGCUGAAGAGGGCGAAAGAUGGGAAGGGGGAAAAUUGAGAUCAAGAAGAUUGAGAACGUGACUACCAGGCAGGUUACCUUCUCGAAGCGCAGGGUUGGGUUGCUGAAGAAGGCGAAGGAGCUGGCAGUCUUGUGCGAUGCGGAGAUCGCUGUCAUCGUCUUCUCGAGCACGGGCAGACUCUUCGAGUUUGCUAGUCAUUGCAUCAAAAAGACUAUUGCAAGGUACAACAAAUCUGUUGAUCACUGUGGUCCUCUCCCAGGUACCGAGAAUGAGAGAUAUGCAGCUGAGGUGAAUAUUUUAAAGGAAGAGAUCAAAAGACUCCGGUUGGCUAACAUGCAGAUGAUGGGAAAAGAACUCACGAAUUUGAGUUUCAAGGAACUACAGAGCCUUGAAUAUCAACUACAUGAAGGAUUGUUGUGUGUGAAAGGAAAGAAGGAGCAACUGCUACAGGAGCAACUUGAACAGUAUCAAUUAAAGGAAAAACGUGCUAGAAGGGAGAAUGAGACACUGCAGAAGCAGGUUCAGGAGCUUCAAGUUUUGCUGCCAGCACAACUGCCAGUGAGACCAUCCAAUGAAUGCAAACCUUUUGAUGCUAUUUGCCAGAAAAAGCAUGACUUGACUGGUGCAUAUAUGCUCUAUGACCCUCAGUUUGUCAAGCAUGAAGAUUCAGAUACUUCUUUGCAAUUGGGCUUGUCUGAUGCAUAUUCUAGAAAAAUUCCUUCUGGCAGGGUGUAUUCUGAUGUAGAUUAGUGAGUAUACUGCACCCAGUUUCCCUUGCGGUGCACAGAUUAAAUUAAGAUUGGUUCCUGUUGCGUGGACCGAAGUUUUGCUCAAUGCUGUUCAUUUGCAUCUAGUGAAGAGUGAUAGAGCUGCUUGGGUUCUCCAAACAUGGAGUUCAUUCUCAAUCUUAUGUAAGUCAAACAGCAUCGAAUUUUGCUGGAUGUAAGUUGCUAGACAAUGUUCUCGAUAGCAACUUCAAAUAAGUUGCUAACUGAUUCCCCCAGAACAACUUUGACGCUGAAACCUUUGGUGUUUGAGGAUAUUUUGUCUCCAGAAAUUUGAGAAGGAAAGUUUCAUUGACAUGAUUAAAAAAGGAUGCCUGGAGAACAGGCCAUUUUCUUAAA
Molecule: messenger RNA, 1718 nt
Organism: Nymphaea colorata (pocket water lily)
Lineage: Eukaryota; Viridiplantae; Streptophyta; Magnoliopsida; Nymphaeales; Nymphaeaceae
Product: MADS-box transcription factor 23
Exons: 10
Coding region: 613-1344 (243 amino acids)
Biological process (GO): positive regulation of transcription by RNA polymerase II
Cellular component (GO): nucleus
Molecular function (GO): protein dimerization activity; DNA-binding transcription factor activity, RNA polymerase II-specific; RNA polymerase II cis-regulatory region sequence-specific DNA binding
Source: RefSeq, a predicted model, not a curated record